Molecule: messenger RNA, 2136 nt
Organism: Fusarium coffeatum
Lineage: Eukaryota; Fungi; Ascomycota; Sordariomycetes; Hypocreales; Nectriaceae
Exons: 2
Coding region: 1-2136 (711 amino acids)
Molecular function (GO): phosphatidylinositol binding
Source: RefSeq, a predicted model, not a curated record
AUGACGUCUGUGACUUUAGCACCCGAGCAGGUGCACGCUCUAUUUGAUAUCCUUACACACCACGAAACAUACUCCGAAAUCCAAGCCUUUAAAUAUCCAGAUGCUGUCACAGGCUACGGAUACCCCUUCACAAGAAAGUUUGUUGAAUCAUCGACUACACAGAGCGCCCCAUCUAGUUCAGGAUGGAGAAGUUGGGCUGGAACUCCGGCGAACUCAAGACCUGGGACGCCAAAGGGCAGCAAGGAUACAAAAGAGACAACAAACAGUGCAGAAGAUGACAACAAGCCCUCUACAUCGCCUAUUCUUCACGGCAUGCUAACUAGAUUCAUCUUGAAACUUCCCGGUAUCAAAGAUUUGCCUCGAGAAUUUUGGUCUAUGAGAAUACAGGGGUUGUUGAUGAGACUUGGAGAAGCUGAACUUUCAGAAAGCUAUGAUAAAGGUGCUUUAGGGCUGAGAAAGGUGUUGGCCACGGGUUCAAGUGGCUUGCUUGAGAUGGUCAGUCGAGGAUUUCUUGGCGGUGUCAAGAGAACGCAUCAAACAGAGAAGAAAGAUGCGAAGAGAGUUGAGUACGAUCGCACCAAGGCGACGGAUCUAAUCAAGGCUUGGGACGACGUCGUUGAAGGAUUAGUCUAUGGAGGCUUGGUGGAUGAGAUGUUUGAUCAAUUCAGCAAAACUUCGGACGUUGAGAGUCAUUCUCCUGUUAUCGGCGCGGCAGCAGAAUACGCCAUCAUCCACCUUGCAACUUUCAUCCACCACAUCUUCGUCCUCUCCCCUGAAGGCCAAUAUCUUCUCAAACUUCUCGAGAACAUUCACAAUCUCAUUCCCUACAAGAUGAUCAAGCAGACGCUACGGAUGGGCAGUACCUCUGGUAUGAUCAACGGUAUGAUGCGCCUACUCCUGGCCAAGCUGAGCGUUACGAGCGUUACCAACUGGAUUGGGUUGACCGCCAAUGCGGACGAUGGUAUGAACGUCUUGCAGCGUAUCAUCUCUCUGGUGCUGUCCUGGGAUGCGAGCGAGUUCCGCAAGAGUGCGGAUAAGGUUGAGAAAGCUAAGGAUCGACCCAGUGACGAGAUGCUCGAGGCAAUUCGGCAAUAUAUUGCUCUGAACCGCGAUGAGCAUAAGACUGUUCGACACGCCAGUGAAGAGCACGCUCAGUCAAUCAUCACGGCUAUCUUUAACGGUUCUAACCCAACCUUGGCGACGCAACUCAACGAGCAGAAACACGCGCAGUGUCUUGAGUAUUAUUCUGCCCUCCUUUCCGUUCGUGACCGCGAGAGCAUAACGACAGCUUUCUGUCGCCAACCUCCCGAUCUAUUUACUGCAACUAUCAAGGAUUUAUUUGGGGCAUAUGAGCCCAUGAUCCGUAUGGUGCAUUCUCAAAUAGAUCUUCGCGAACACAUGGAGUCAGCACAGCUAUUCAUCGACGAGUUCAUCAAGACCAGCAAACCGAAGGAGUCGGGCAGCUUGCCAAUGGUCGACGACUAUGUCUCCCUGUUCAUGAGAAACAGAGAGCUCAUGUACAGGUGGGUUCACGCGUUUGCAAAGUCGUGCCCUGAUGUCUGGAAGGAGAUGAAGAAGUGGACUCAAGAUGCUGUUCUCAAGUUCCGUCAGGAGCGGAAGUCUGUGAGCGUCAAGAAGGACGCUAAGAACGAGGAGUCAGGCAAGAUGAGCAAUGGGACAGUUGAGAUGAGUACCAUGGAUGAGAAGCUCAACAAACUAUUCCAGUCAAUCCCUGAGAAGUCUCACAAGGACGUACUAAGCGCUCUGGAUAACCACGCCGCAUACCUCGCACAGGUCGAAGCUCUCUCCAUGUGUCGUCUUCAACGCAUCAUCGACUCCGACGAUUCAGAAUCCGGCAAUAUGUCUGGUCCAGGCAUGUAUCUCUCCCGCUGGCAGAGUCUCCUUGAAGACACGCCCAUCACACCAGCUGCGCCCAAGGGACCUGUUCGCCAUGGCAAAGAUGUCAAGAAUACGAUCACUAUGGGUAAGAUCGGAGUUGAGGGUACAGUAGUGGUGCAGGAGAAGGCGCUCAAGGCGGCAAAGGAAGAAGCUGAAGAGGGGCCUGAGGCACCUAAUGUAGACGCUGUGGUUAAGCAGAUGUCGGAUGGGUUCCGGAAGCUGUUGCAGAAGAAUUGA